Molecule: messenger RNA, 1338 nt
Organism: Pollicipes pollicipes
Lineage: Eukaryota; Metazoa; Arthropoda; Thecostraca; Pollicipedomorpha; Pollicipedidae
Gene: Rrp4
Product: exosome complex component Rrp4
Exons: 6
Coding region: 373-1257 (294 amino acids)
Biological process (GO): CUT catabolic process; nuclear-transcribed mRNA catabolic process, deadenylation-dependent decay; TRAMP-dependent tRNA surveillance pathway
Cellular component (GO): cytoplasmic exosome (RNase complex); nuclear exosome (RNase complex)
Molecular function (GO): RNA binding
Source: RefSeq, a predicted model, not a curated record
AGUGAUUGCGCGCGAGCUCAUUAAAGUUGUGCUCAAGGCGACGUAGCGUGUUGUGCUAAAGUUUAGUUUGAUUUUCGUGGUGGACGUAUACGGGGGAUCCCACGGCAGUCCUGCCUUGGGACUGAUUCUUGCUUUGUCUGCUUGCUUGGUUAUUGGGUGCCUUGGACAUCCGGUGGGCCAUGUCUGCCGCUAACGUUAAGUGCUGAUGUGCCUAGAGGAAAAAGGCUGUACGUAGGCCUGCAGCUCCAAUGCGCGCGGAACAGCCCGAUAAUUGCUUGCAUAUUGUCCUUUUUGUUCGCCACCAUUGAGGUUUGUUGAUAGGCUGUGAUUAUUUCAUUGAGCUGGAGCUGGGGCACAAUUUUACAUUUUACAAUGGAAGUGGACAUUCGACUAGCUGCGGAGCAACCCAUCCGGGAGGAGAAUGCGCGAGAACCUGAUCACUUGGUGACACCUGGUGAUACAGUUACAGGAGAUGGGGGCUUCAUGAGGGGUCAUGGCACAUACAAAGAUGGAGAGUUUUUGGUGGCAUCAGUAGCUGGCCUUGUAAAAAGAAUCAACAAGCUGAUUUCAGUUCAACCAUUGAAGACCAGAUAUAAUGGCGAGAUCGGUGAUGUGGUGAUCGGGCGCAUUAUUGAGGUGCAACAGAAGCGCUGGAAGGUGGACACAUGCAGCCGGCUGCACUCGCUGCUGCUGCUGUCGUCGGUGAACCUGCCGGGCGGCGAACAGCGGCGCAAGACGCAGGAGGACGAGCUGGCCAUGCGCUCCUACCUGGAGGAGGGCGACCUCAUCAGCGCCGAGGUGCAGAACGUGUUCUCCGACGGAUCGCUCUCCCUGCACACGCGCAGUCUCAAGUAUGGCAAGUUGUCACAAGGAGUGAUGGUUAAGGUUCCGCCGUCGCUGGUGAUGCGGAGGAAAAACCACUUCCACGAUCUGCCGUGUGGUGCGACCGUGAUUCUGGGCAACAAUGGCUACAUCUGGAUCUGUCCCACCAUCAAUGUGGAGGAUGGUGGCACCGGCACAGGCGGCUAUGUUCAGAAUCUGGAGCGCGUGCCCUGCGCCGACCGGGAGGUGAUCUCCCGCCUGCGCAACUGCCUGCUGGCGCUGGCCGCCUCCUGGCUGAUGCUCUACGACACGUCCAUCCUGUACGCCUACGAGGCGUCCGGCAAGUUCCAGGCACGUGAUCUGCUGAAGCCGGAGGUGAUGUUGGAGGUCGCUGACUUGACACGGAAGCGGCUGGAGCUGGAAGCAGCGGAGUAACGACGCAGAAGUGACCGGUCGGCUGUCAGCACGUGCCUUCGUCGGUCGCCGUUUUUUAUGAAUACAGUGUUAAGCUGGUGA